AUGCCGGAAGACGUUGAGCCCAACGGGGCAGAGGUCUCGGAUGCCAUGUCUGAGAAUGAGAACGAGUACGACGACCCGGAUCUCCCGAUAAAAGUCGACGAAGAAGAUAAGAUGGCUGAACAAAACACAUCCCCCGAGCCUGGCACCGAAGGCUCCGGAGAAGUCAAGAAGAAGUACGAUCCUAAAGACCCCCAUCGCCCCCGGCGCAAGAAGGCCAGGCGCGCAUGUUAUGCCUGUCAAAGGGCCCAUUUAACCUGUGGCGAUGAACGACCUUGCCAACGAUGCAUUAAACGCGGCCUGGCAGAUGCCUGCCAAGAUGGUGUCCGCAAGAAGGCCAAAUACUUGCACGAUGCACCCCCGGAGGCUUUGAGACCAGUUCUCGGGCCUAAUUACAACCCAAGUUCUGGCACAAAGCAGUCAAAUGGAAGACAUCUUUCGAAUGCCACUUCGGAAUCUUCAUACUACCCCCAGUCAACAAGUUCGCAGUCGUACCCUGUAUACACAGGCGGGCAGCCACAAGUCACAGCACUAUCUGACGGCAUGACUUUCACCGGCCAGCCGUCACCUGUAUCGCCCUCGUUCCAGCAGCAUAACAACGCCCGAACAUCUCAAAUGAACAAUAUGCAGGUCCCAACCCCUACCAACGAGAUGGGCAGCUUCUCAACCGCCUUGUUUGACCCAAGCAACCCCGCCAUCUUCAAUUUCGACUUGGAAGGUCUCAACUUUGGCAGCCACUACGGCGCAAUGGAGUUCGGAAUGCUGGGUCACAUGGCUUCAGGCACCGCCGAGACGCCACCACGAGACCCUUCUAUAUCACAAGGGACCAACCCUGAAUUGAAUUAUGGUGUUGGCGGACAUGUGUACUCGAAUGGCGGCAGCCAGUACAACCAAAUGUAUGACAACGGUAUGAUUGACAACUACAUGAACGCCGACCAUAACAACAAUAACGGCAUGUACGCCCAAGGGAAUCUUCAGCAUGGAUUACCCCACGCAUAUGCCAUCGCCGCGGCCGGUCCAACCCCAACUAGCCUUGCGAGUCCAGGAACGGACAAUACGGCAAGCCCUCAGCCAACGAAUUAUGGAUUUGAAGGGUCUCCAACUGCGGGCACAUACACACCAUCCAGCAACCCACCGAUUUCUCAACCACCGAGGCCUAAACAAAAACAAAAGUCGGCCGUUAUAUCCAAGUUUGGACCUCAGUCCUUGCUCGGCAAGCGGCAACGUGAUCCAUCCUCCAUAUACGAGACGGUUAAAGAGCCCUAUCCGUACUUGACAGGUUUUCACAAUCUGAUUGCCUUUGUGAAGCGCCGCUUUUCUAACAACAAAACCAUGAGGAUUGCUAAGUCCCUUGCAAGUAUACGACCAUCCUUCAUAGCUUGCACAAGGCAUCUUAACCGGCAAGAUCUCAUCUUCAUGGAGAAAUGUUUGCAACGCACUCUAUUCGAGUACGAAGACUACAUGGGCCAUUGUUCAGCGCCAACAAUUGUUUGUCGCAGAACAGGCGAGGUUGCCGCCGUCAACAAGGAGUUCAUCGCUCUGACAGGUUGGACAAGAGAGGUUCUACUUGGGAAGGAGCCAAACGUCAACGUCAACACGGGCGAAUCGGUAGCUGGCUCUUCUGCCAGCAACUCGGGCAAGGCGGGAAUCACGACCCCACAGCUCAAAGCUUUUCAACCGGAAGCAUCCAUGCCACCAGACGGCAAACCGCAACCGGUGUUUAUUGCGGAGUUGAUGGAUGAUGAUAGUGUCAUCCAAUUCUACGAAGACUUUGCCCAACUUGCCUUUGGAGAUAGCCGGGGUCACGUCACUAGGAAGUGCAGGUUACUCAAGUACCGGACCAAGGAGGCCACUGACAGCCUCACCAGCGACGAGCCGUCCCAAAAAGACCCCAGAGGUAGUAUUCUCAGCAAUCGAGUUACUCGAAUAGAUGGAGAGCACGGCAUCUCUAGAAUCGAGAAGGACGGCAAGAUGGACUGCACAUACUGCUGGACGAUCAAGCGCGACAUGUUUGAUAUCCCCAUGUUGAUCGUUAUGAACUUCUUACCGUGCUAUUACCGCAACCAAGACCAACUCGCCGUGUAA
Messenger RNA from Pseudomassariella vexata, 2082 nucleotides. RefSeq lists its product as uncharacterized. The record is from RefSeq and is a predicted model, not a curated record. Bases 1 to 2082 code for a protein of 693 amino acids. The transcript has 3 exons. Gene Ontology annotation, biological process: cellular response to starvation; regulation of DNA-templated transcription. Lineage: Eukaryota; Fungi; Ascomycota; Sordariomycetes; Amphisphaeriales; Pseudomassariaceae. Gene Ontology annotation, cellular component: nucleus. Gene Ontology annotation, molecular function: DNA-binding transcription factor activity, RNA polymerase II-specific; zinc ion binding; RNA polymerase II transcription regulatory region sequence-specific DNA binding.